Molecule: messenger RNA, 747 nt
Organism: Cloeon dipterum
Lineage: Eukaryota; Metazoa; Arthropoda; Insecta; Ephemeroptera; Baetidae
Product: allatostatin C-like
Exons: 4
Coding region: 226-501 (91 amino acids)
Source: RefSeq, a predicted model, not a curated record
GGGCUCGCCUGCUUCUGCUUACUGACUUUCCGCUCAAAUCCAUGCACGCCAGCCGAAACGGGACCCUGCGCAUGCACUCGGCCGCAGAGAUAAAGGCAGCUGCCGACCCUUCUGCCAUCUCAUUCUGCCAGCCAGCAGCGUCCAAGAGCCUGCCACAGUGUGUUACGAUUUCACGGCUCCCCGUCGACUGUCAAACGUCGUCAAUUCAACUUUGCCAACAAAAAUAUGCAUACCGCUAGCGUCACCCUUGUAGCCCUGAGCUUGCUGUGCGCCGUGACCAUGACCUGGUCCAUGGCCCUGUCGCCGGAGCAGAAGGAGGUGCUCUCCAACACUCUUGACCUCGGUGAGGACGACGGCAGCGUGGAGACGGCCCUGAUGAACUAUCUGUUCGCCAAGCAAAUAGUCAGCAGGCUGCGUAGGCAGUUGGACGUGACCGACCUGCAGCGCAAACGCUCCUACUGGAAACAGUGCGCUUUCAACGCAGUCUCCUGCUUCGGUUAAUUCUCCGUCGUCGUUGCCGCCCAGCAGCUCUUAAAUUAAACAACACAAUAUAAAAUGUAAUGCAAAUAUUAGCCCCAUCCCCUAUGUAAGAGAAGCCAAAUUAUAGUCUUUUCAUCAAUCGUCCUUUCAAGCAAUCGAUGUCGUCGUAAAAAGCUACUACUAACGCCCUUGACACAUUCAAUCUUCCACCCUGUCACGAGUAAGUUUUAUUAAAAUACACUGGAAAUAAAUCAUAGCUGUUUCAAA